AUGGAGGGUGAAAUGAACAACUUGAUCAAGGUAUGGCUUUCAGUCACGGUUUCUUUAUCGUACUGCUAUGUUAUGAGUAAACUAGUCUCAAAAGGCACUAAAAGGCUCAUCUUUUUUCUCCCAAUAAUAUGUCUCUUCCUAUUUCUCCCUCUCAAACUCAAUUCUGUUAAUCUAGUUGGUGGCACUAGCUUCUGCAUUUCAUGGCUUGCAAACUUCAAACUCUUACUCUUAGCUUUUAACAAAGGCCCUUUAGCUUCAAACCCAUCGUCACUCUCUUUUGGGCGUUUCAUUGUUAUAGCUUCUUUCCCUAUUGAGAUCCAAGAAAGCAACAUAAACCCAUCUUCAAAAAACUCACAUUUUCCAACAAAAACUCACCAAAACAAACAAAACCCAUCUCAUAAAAACCCUAAACGAAUCAUCAACUUCACAAUAAAGAGUCUUCUUUUGGCCAUUCUAAUUCGAGUAUGUAAUAACCAAGACCAUAAUAUUCACCCCAAUGCCGUUUUAAUUCUCUACUUCUUUUUAACAUAUCUUGUACUGGAGACCAUUUUAGCCACAGUGGCUACCUUGGCUCGAGCUCUGGUGGGACUUGAGCUGGAGCCACAGUUCAACGAGCCAUACCUCUCGACCUCGCUACAAGACUUCUGGGGAAGAAGGUGGAACCUCAUAGUAACGCGUAUAUUGCGCCCCACCGUAUUCGAACCCACCUUCAGAUUCUCUUCAACCCUCCUAGGUUACAAGUGGGCUGCACUCCCUGCUAUAAUAGCAACUUUCGUCGUGUCGGGCUUGUUUCACGAACUCAUGUACUACUACAUGGCUCGCAUGCCUCCCACGUGGGAAGUGACGUCAUUCUUUAUCUUGCAUGGAUUGUGUUUGACGGUCGAGAUUGUUUUGAAGAAGGCUUUGAGUGGCCGGUGGCGUUUGCCCGGGUUGGUAUCUGGAGCGUUGACUAUUGGGUUUGUGAUGUUGACCAGUUUUUGGUUGUAUUAUCCACAACUCCUUCGGUGCAAGGCUGAUGUUAGAACACUUGAAGAGUAUGCAAAUUUGGGAAAGCUUUUGGGGAAGAUGGUCACAGUCAAAGUUACCAUCUUUUGA
This is a messenger RNA of Humulus lupulus (European hop), 1095 nucleotides long. Its product is annotated as acyl-CoA--sterol O-acyltransferase 1-like. Lineage: Eukaryota; Viridiplantae; Streptophyta; Magnoliopsida; Rosales; Cannabaceae. Gene Ontology annotation, biological process: lipid metabolic process. The transcript has a single exon. The coding region runs from base 1 to 1095 and encodes 364 amino acids. The record is from RefSeq and is a predicted model, not a curated record.